Molecule: messenger RNA, 1693 nt
Organism: Panicum virgatum (switchgrass)
Lineage: Eukaryota; Viridiplantae; Streptophyta; Magnoliopsida; Poales; Poaceae
Product: heptahelical transmembrane protein ADIPOR3-like
Exons: 3
Coding region: 238-1467 (409 amino acids)
Cellular component (GO): membrane
Molecular function (GO): signaling receptor activity
Source: RefSeq, a predicted model, not a curated record
CGCCCCCGCGAAGGCCUAUCUCCUAAAUCCGGCCGGGGCGGGAACGAGUCGUGAACCCCCCGACUCGAGGCGCGGCCCCCUCGCCGAGACCCGCGGGCCGGCGCAGCCCAAGGAAGAAAGGAACCAAGCGAAGCGAGCACCAUCGGCCACCCCACCCGCGGCGAAUAUUCGGACGAGGAAGCCGCGUGACCCGUUCCGGCUUCCCGUGGUCUCCCUUUACCCCCCGGCGAUCGAUCGAUGGCGGGGGAGGAGGCGGAGAGGUUAGCGGCGUCGGCGGCGGCGGCGUGGGGGGAGGCGGAGGAGGGGGAGGGGAAGCCGGGCGCGGGGGCCAAGAAGAGGAAGCGAUACGGGCUCGUCGAGUACCGGGCGCUGCCGGGCUACCUGCGGGACAACGAGUACAUCCACCGGCACUACCGCUGCGAGUGGCCGCUCCCGCAGGUGCUGCUCUCCGCCUUCUCCAUCCACAACGAGACCCUCAACGUCUGGACGCAUUUGAUUGGAUUUUUCAUCUUCCUAGCUCUGACCAUAUACACGGCAACUCAAGUUCCAAAUGUAGUAGACAUCCAGAGCCUACAGCAUUUGCCAGAUGUGCUGAGAAAUGCUGAUAUUCAUAAGAUUCAGGCAGAGCUUCUGUCAUGCCUUCCAUCAUUACCUCACCUUCCUGAUUUACAAAAUCUGAAGGAUGAGCUGAAGAGCUCGUGGAAUUCAAUGGAGGUUCUUCCAUCUCUGUCUCGUUGGCAUCUGUUGGAGUUACUCUCAAAUUGCCUGCCCCAAAGAUUUAGCCAUACCAAUGAAACAAGUUUGUCUGUUCUUCAAAGCAUGAAGGAGGAAAUAGCAAACAUGAUUGCACCACAGCUGAUUAGACCAAUUGCACGAUGGCCAUUCUACGCCUUCUUGGGAGGAGCCAUGUUUUGCCUUUUUGCCAGCAGCACUUGCCACCUUCUCUCCUGCCACUCUCGCCGCCUCGCAUACAUCAUGCUUCGACUUGAUUAUGCAGGCAUUGCUGCUCUUAUUGCAACAUCCUUCUACCCUCCAGUAUACUAUUCAUUCAUGUGUUACCCCUUCUUUUGCAACCUGUACCUGAGCUUCAUAACCAUCCUAGGGGUGGCAACUAUUGCGUUCUCUCUACUCCCAGUCUUCCAGAACCCAGAGUUCAGAACCAUCAGAGCGUGGCUCUUUUUCGGCAUGGGAGCAUCAGGUGUGAUCCCUGUUCUUCACAAGCUGGUCCUUUUCUGGCAUCAACCAGAGGCAUUGCACACGACCGGAUAUGAAGUUCUGAUGGGGCUCUUCUAUGGGCUGGGAGCACUGGUGUACGCAACCCGGGUCCCUGAGCGAUGGAUGCCUGGGAAGUUUGACAUUGCUGGGCACAGCCACCAGCUAUUCCACGUCUUGGUUGUCGCUGGAGCAUAUACACACUACCACGCAGGGCUCUUGUAUCUCAAGUGGAGAGACCUGCAAGGCUGCUGAAAGUUGGUGCGGCGUCAAGGCUGUGGAUAGAUAGUAGGUACUGAAGAUCGUGGUACAUUGUAAAUUGUAACAGUAAACAUGAAUAAGUGCUGCAAUGUAUCGGAUCGCAGUCAGUAAUCCAUAUUUAUGCUACUACCUAGCUGUUCCUGGUCGCGUGACCAAUGUGACAUCACUCCUUGUCAUUCUGGGAAGAUCACUCCUUGUGUCUGUAAUUCAUCUUUACAUC